CCAAAAAAGUGUUGUUAAAUUAUGUUUUUACCAAAAACCUUUUAUUCUUAACAUUUAAAACGAAUUGAUUUUGUGGCAACAGAAAUGGAAGCUCACCUUGACUCUAGCUGUACCUUGGUCGUUGAAUGUUUGUACAUGAAAUGUCAUCGUUUGUUUACAUUUUCGCCAAACAUGUCAUUCGUCCCGUAGCUGUCGUUAGUGGUGCUGAAGUGAAAUCGGCGCUAGCUAUCGAAAUGGACGGAAUUCUAGCUAAAACGCAAGCAUUGCUGGGCAAUUAUCUUGAAACCCAGGGCCAUUCAGUAGCGAUCAAAUUGCUGGACAAAAAUCCGUGCCAAAUGGGUGAUAUGCUCGUAAAGAGCAAAGCUGACAGUGAAUUGCUGUUGAACGAACAAGCCCUGAUAGCCGCUAGCAAGUUGUGGCCUCUGCCAAUUUCUGCGAUUGUGAGCUGUGGCAGCAGUGCGAAUGUUUGGUUGGAUCGCACCGUCGCGUUUCGUGCCGCUCUUACAUUGCAGGAGUGGACCGGUCAUCAACGACCGUUGAACGUGCAAAAAGUUUACGUCGAAGAACCAACCACCAACGAAUACGAUACCAUUUCGAUGACGGAAUUCCGGGCCAACGUCUUGAGAAGCACCAUCAAAAAAUGUUUCCAACACGGUGGCUAUACACUCGUCGAAAAUGCUGAUCUGCUGGACAACGACAUUCCCUCGGACGUUAUGCACGUAAAGAUCGUACAUCAAAGGAGUAAAUCUACACCCCAACCACAGGUGGAAGUGCUUUGCGGAGUUGUACUGACAGGAUUGGAGACACAGAAUGCGGCUCAAUACAUUCAGUUGCGUGCAGACGAUAUGCAUCUGACGGCGCUGCAUCGUUAUGGGUUGAGGCUGCCCGACGCCAGCAAGCUACGGGCGCUUGUUACGAGCCUAGGACGCUCGGCAGCUAUCGUCGAUAUGCUGCAAACCAAACAUACCAACGUGAUAGAUAUGCGCACACGGGAGGAAAUUAUGCGCAACCAUUGCACAUCGAAGGGAGCUUCCUUUAUCCUGUACAAUUAUGCUCGGCUGGCCACGAUCCUAAACAAGCACGCCAAGCUAGUGGAGCAGGGUCUGGCACCGGACCUACCUCCGAUACAUGAGAUCGACUUUUCGCUGCUCAUCGAGCCAGAAGAAUGGCAGCUACUGUACGCAUAUCUGCUUCGUUUUCCGGACACCGUCCGCCUGACGAUCGGAUACGGCAAGUCACCGCAGAUCGCUCCGUAUCAUAUGCUCAACUUUACCCUAUGCAUGAUUAAAUGCCUCAGCAAGUACUAUCGCAGGGUAAGAAUAUUGACCGAUAACAGACCCAGACUGCAACCUGUAAUGUCGGCCAGGUUGUGUUUAAUUAGGGCGGUUUUUGAUAUGCUCAAGGUAAUACUUGACAUAUUUGAUUUGGAACCGGUUGAAGAAAUGUAGGAGAGAAAUGAUGUUUUAUGAAGCGCGGUUCAAUCGCAGAACCCUUGGUGAGCUGUUGUUUCUGUUCGCUACCGCCCUGUCCAUGUACUGCUGUUAUUUUUCAAAUAAAUAGAUUUUAUGUAAAAAAAAACAAAA
Anopheles stephensi (Asian malaria mosquito) is the source of this 1583-nucleotide messenger RNA. RefSeq names its product DALR anticodon-binding domain-containing protein 3. The transcript has a single exon. Gene Ontology annotation, biological process: tRNA C3-cytosine methylation; arginyl-tRNA aminoacylation. Lineage: Eukaryota; Metazoa; Arthropoda; Insecta; Diptera; Culicidae. Gene Ontology annotation, molecular function: tRNA binding; ATP binding; arginine-tRNA ligase activity. Bases 126 to 1448 code for a protein of 440 amino acids. The record is from RefSeq and is a predicted model, not a curated record.